AUGCUCAAGAACAUCGUGACCUUUAUCUUUCACUGCGAUACUUUUCAACGCUGCAAGGUGGAGCAGAGAGCUCCUGCAGGUUUGAGGAGACGUCGGGUCAUCGCUGAACCCUGGACGACCAUCGCCGCAGACAUCAUGGGUCCGAUUACCCCAAGUAAAUCUGGGUCGAAGUGGGGAACACCUCGCUUGUUUUACGCCGACAAUAGCCUAGAGUUCCUGAACAAGGAGAUAAAGGCACUAGCGCAAGAAACAGGAAUGACUCUGCAGAAUACUCCACCAUAUCAUCCGCCGGGUAACCCAGUGGAAAUGGUCAACAGAGUGCUGAAGAUGACGCUGAGAGCCUUCGCGGAUGAUGAUCAGAGCGAGUGGGACCGUCAUCUCCACGAGUUUCGCUUCGCCUACAACACCGCCGUUCACAGCUCCCGAAAAGCCUCUCCAGCCUUUGCAAACUUUGGGAGAGAACCUGAAAUUUCUGCAUCGCUGAGACGAGAGCUAAAGAGGGAAGUAGCGUCCAUCCCAUGUGACCCCCAGGAAUGGGUAGAGCGCAUGAAGAGAUUGGAGACGCUACGAAAUGUCUUCAAACAUGCACUGAGGGUAGCCCAAGACAAGCAGGCCCACUACUGUAACCUACGACACCGAAGUAGAGACUUCGAAAUUGGGGAGUUAGUGUUCCGAAGGACGCACACUCUGUCCAACGCAGCCAAGAGGUUUUCAGCAGCUCUCGCAAGGCCAUUCGAUGGUCCCUAUGUGAUCGAUAAGAAAUUAUCGAGCACGCAAUAUGAACUAGUAGACCUGGCUGGUCGGAAAAGGGCAGUCUCGUCGAUCCAAGACUUGACACCCUAUACUCCUCCUCUGAAGAAAGGGGAUAGGAAGAAGAAGAGCGGAACCGGCAAGGAGAAAAAGAAGAAGGGAGGAGAUGAAGACAAGAAGAAGGACACCGGGGAAGCAGAAGUGACGACCCAGUUAGCCUUGCUGGGAGAACCCAAACUAAUCUUUGAGCAGCCACCGAUUCAAACCUCCAGGAAGACCCUGAGCCCCCAGUAG
Diachasma alloeum is the source of this 1044-nucleotide messenger RNA. RefSeq lists its product as uncharacterized. Gene Ontology annotation, biological process: DNA integration. Bases 1 to 1044 code for a protein of 347 amino acids. Gene Ontology annotation, molecular function: nucleic acid binding. The record is from RefSeq and is a predicted model, not a curated record. NCBI's taxonomy places the organism in Eukaryota, Metazoa, Arthropoda, Insecta, Hymenoptera, Braconidae. The transcript is spliced from 3 exons.